This is a messenger RNA of Peniophora sp. CBMAI 1063, 471 nucleotides long. NCBI's taxonomy places the organism in Eukaryota, Fungi, Basidiomycota, Agaricomycetes, Russulales, Peniophoraceae. The record is from the annotation of a GenBank genome assembly.
AUGGCUACAGUAUCACCGUUCGCGCGCUCUAGCGCAUUUGAAGAGUCUCGUGUUGGUGGUCGCGAGCAGACUAUCGAAGAGAUGUACAGUGUUCCGGAGAGCUUCCUCGAGAUUGAGGUUCGGAAUCCACAGACUCAUGGCUUCGGGAGGAAGAUGUUCACCGACUAUGAGAUCGUUUGCAAGACGAAUAUCCCCGCCUUCAAACUUCGUCACUCACUUGUACGAAGGCGAUACUCUGACUUCGAGGCCUUCCGAGACAUACUUGAGCGCGAGAGUACUCGCGUGAACAUCCCUCCAUUGCCGGGCAAGGUGUUCACCAACCGCUUCUCGGACGAGGUCAUUGAGUCGCGGCGGGAAGGUCUCGAGCGCUUCCUCUCGGUGGUUGCUGGACAUCCCCUUCUCCAGACAGGAAGCAAGGUUCUGUGCGCCUUCUUGCAGGACCCUGGCUGGGAUAAGUCGCAGUGGCUCUAA